CUCUGAGCGCGGGCGCCUCCUCGCUCUCAGAAGCUCCGGAUCCAGGCACGCGAGGGCUGCUUUUUCAGCGCCGCGAGCUCAGGCUGUGCAGGGAGGACUCCUGUUUGUCCUCCUCCUCUACAUAUUGGCUUGACUCUGCUCUGACCCCCACCAGCGCUACACAGUCUGGGAAAAAAGCAGAAGUAUGGUGAAGCUGAACAGCAACCCUGGAGAGAAGGGGGCCAAGCCGCCUUCGGUGGAGGAUGGCUUCCAGACGGUUCCUCUCAUCACGCCCUUGGAGGUUAAUCAUUUACAGCUGUCUGCUCCUGAGAAGGUUAUCGUGAAGACAAGAACAGAGUACCAGCCGGAACAGAGGACCAAAGGGAAGUUCCGGGUGCCGAAGAUUGCCGAAUUUACGGUCACCAUUCUUGUCAGCCUGGCCCUCGCUUUCCUCGCCUGCAUCGUGUUCCUGGUGGUUUACAAAGCCUUCACCUAUGACCACAGCUGUCCCGAGGGAUUUGUCUACAAGCACAAGCGCUGUAUCCCGGCCUCGCUGGAUGCUUACUACUCAUCCCAGGACCCCAGUUCCAGGAGCCGCUUCUACACAGUCAUCAGCCACUACAGCGUGGCCAAGCAGAGCACCGCCCGGGCCAUCGGGCCGUGGCUGUCGGCCGCUGCCGUCAUCCACGAGCCUAAGCCACCCAAGACCCAGGGCCAUUAGAGGCCUGCCCCAGGCGGGGUGGGGGUGGGGGUGGAAAGGGGAACCCCCGACUGGCUAAGCAAAGCUGGAGCUACAAGACAACACUGUACUGCUGGGGUACGGGGUGGGGGCGGGGCAGGAUGGGGUCUGGGGAGAACUCCCCGAAAAUAUUGUGCACUGGAGUUGUCUGAAUCGAUCUUUCCUUUUGUCCUUUCGUAUUGUUGCUUCGUACCCAAGUCAGGCUCGUGUACAAAGGCAUGUUUCGUGUCGAUUGUUCCCAUGUAAGAUAUUUUCAAAGCCACCGCUUAUUCUUUGUUAGGAUAAUUUAGAGACAGAAAGGGGAGCCAGAGAAAAAUGAAUAAAAAGCAUGAAACGGGCUCUGUGAGGAAGACACAGCAGGGUGGUGA
Messenger RNA from Peromyscus eremicus (cactus mouse), 1086 nucleotides. RefSeq names its product neuronal vesicle trafficking associated 2 (gene Nsg2). Bases 185 to 700 code for a protein of 171 amino acids. Gene Ontology annotation, molecular function: clathrin light chain binding. Gene Ontology annotation, biological process: endosomal transport; clathrin coat assembly; G protein-coupled dopamine receptor signaling pathway. The transcript has 5 exons. Lineage: Eukaryota; Metazoa; Chordata; Mammalia; Rodentia; Cricetidae. The record is from RefSeq and is a predicted model, not a curated record. Gene Ontology annotation, cellular component: membrane; endosome.